Messenger RNA from Cydia splendana, 426 nucleotides. RefSeq names its product nuclear nucleic acid-binding protein C1D-like. Gene Ontology annotation, cellular component: nucleolus; exosome (RNase complex). Gene Ontology annotation, molecular function: DNA binding; RNA binding. The coding region runs from base 1 to 426 and encodes 141 amino acids. The transcript has a single exon. Gene Ontology annotation, biological process: regulation of gene expression; maturation of 5.8S rRNA. NCBI's taxonomy places the organism in Eukaryota, Metazoa, Arthropoda, Insecta, Lepidoptera, Tortricidae. The record is from RefSeq and is a predicted model, not a curated record.
AUGAAUUGGGAUCUGAACUACGGAGAGUUAUCGAAGGAUAAAGACUUCGUUAACAACUGCGAAGACCUCAAGCAAAAUUUGAUAGAAGUGCAAGAAGUUCUGGAUCAACUGUUGCCGCUAAAAGAACAUUAUGACAAGCUGACCUUGCCUGCACAGAUCGAGCUAGACUUAUUCCUUGCGUUCACACUGAAUUCUCUUCAUUGGAUUCAUUUGAGAAUACAAGGCGUCGAUCCAACGAAACACCCAAUCAGAGACGAACUACAAAGAAUUAAAGCUACAAUGGUUAAAUGGCAGGAAGUAAAAGAUCGAGAUAAACGGCCAACUGUGGACAUUGAAGCGGCUAAGAGGUUUGUUAGGAGCGGUCUCUACGACCCUUACAGAGCGACAGGGCAGCCACUAAAUAAAAAGAUAAAAUUCGAUGAUUAA